AUGAAGACGGCGGUCAUGGAGAAGAGCCGAGAACAGGUUAAUGUCCACUCGCGGCUCACAGUGGUGUCGAGCACCCCAACUGAGCCAAUGGGUUUGGCUUGCGGUCUGAGCCCAAUCGACCAUAUCAUGGGCAGCCAUACGGGUCAUAUUAUCUUUUACUAUCGGACCAGUCCAUUUCUUCCAAAGGGACGGUUCUCAAUGGACUUGGAUAAUUUUCGCGUUUCUCUUGCGGAACUUUUAUCCGAGUACCCCCGAAUAACCGGCCGGUUGGUUCGUGGCCAUGAUGGUCACGGUAACUGGCUAGUUAAGUAUAAUGAUGCUGGGGUUAGGAUGUUUAAAGCGGAGGUAGGGGUCACGGUUGAUGAAUGGCUGGGAUUUGCUGAUGAAUCUGAUGAAAGGAAUUUAACGGUGUGGGAAGACAUGCCGGAUGGUGACCCUACUUCAUGGUCGCCUUUUCAAAUCCAGAUUAGUGAGUUUGUAGGAGGGGGGCUAGCAGUUGGACUGAGCUUCACCCAUCUACUGGCUGACCCAACAGCUGCGACCCAGUUUUAUAAAGCAUGGACCGAUGCCGAACGCGGUGAAACCAUCGGAAACAACCCACCAGUUUUCAAUCUACCGCUACUUGACAGCCGACCAGCGCCUGCUACCACCAACGGAAACACUUGUACCACCACUAAAUACCUGCAAAGACAUUCGAAACUAGUACCAACUGAUCCACCUAUGAAAAUGGCAACAUCCACCUUCAAAUUUUCCAACAAAAUGAUCGAGAAACUCCUUUCUGAGAUCGCCGAUAAAUGCCCCAAUGCCACACCUUUUGAUUACCUCACGACGUUAUUUUGGUCGCGAAUUAUCAAGCUUAAAACUCCGGCUUCGCCUUCGCCUAUACAAUCCAUCUCGUUAUGCAUUGAUGCCCGCAAACUUCUUGAUGUACCAAUACCAAAUAAGUUCUUCGGAAACGCUAUAAGUUUCUCGCAAUUGUCACUAGAAAACGAGAUGUUAACUGGCGAUAGCGGUCUAGCAGAAGCCGUGGAAUCGGUACACCGCCACGUGACGGGGAUCAAGAAAGAUGACAUUCUUUCAACGGUCGAUUGGCUCGAGACUUGUCGAAAUGAACUGAACGGUAUGUAUCCGAAACCGGUUCAAAUGUACGGCCCAAGUUUAACAUGUGUAAGCUUGGAGCAUCUGAUGAUCCCGAAAGACGAACCAAAAGGCGAAUUUGAGUCGCUCGUUUACGAGGCAAAGUUUCGGAACAACGAGAAACCGGUGCACGUGAGUUACCAUGUGGGCAAAGUAGAGGGAGAAGGGUUGAUCGUGGUGGGACCUUCGGCGGAGGGGGGAGUGGCGAGAACGGUGACGGUGACUUUGCCGGCGGAGGAGAUCGGGAAGCUUUGUAGAGAUCCGGUGAUAAUUGAGAUGGAACCAGCUAUGAUUUUAAGUGGAAGGAGAGAGUGAUUCAUUACCGAUGGUGGUGAUUAUAAUCAGUAAUUUUCAAAUAACAAGUAUCCAGAGAAUUAGAUUGCUGGUUCUGUGGCUGUGGUA
Molecule: messenger RNA, 1539 nt
Organism: Cynara cardunculus var. scolymus (artichoke)
Lineage: Eukaryota; Viridiplantae; Streptophyta; Magnoliopsida; Asterales; Asteraceae
Product: protein ECERIFERUM 2-like
Exons: 2
Coding region: 1-1452 (483 amino acids)
Molecular function (GO): acyltransferase activity, transferring groups other than amino-acyl groups
Source: RefSeq, a predicted model, not a curated record